UAGUUAUGAGAUCAGUUUGCUUAUUAGGCAUAGGCUAUAGCCCUAAGGUGUCUGGGUGGGAGGAAAGGACGCCCCCGACAGAUACUCUGAAUGUUGCCAUGGAAAUAAGAGUAUACAAAUAGGCCUUGUUUCGAAGUCUGUCGUUGUAGCUAAAGAAGAGUGAUCACCCCAGGCCUAUAGUGUACCAUAAGUAGUUCAUAAUUAUUAAUUACCAUCUAUCGUCGUCACUGCGCAAUCCACGAAAUGUUUGCGUUGUGCAUGCGACAAACCCUAAAUUUUCGUAUCAACUCUCACUUUGGGCAAAGCAGAGUCGACACGAGUUAGGCUACUCCGCUUGAACGUUUGGACGGAUUCUGAAAGAUGGCCAAAGUGAGCCAAGACGAACUUGUACAACACCUGUCAAAAGUGUUCGCCGUUAUCUGUGUGGUGGUGACUCUCAAGCCUGCCAGCGCCAUUGAGACAGUGAAUGUUGUUGAUUUAUGUGGCCAAACUAUCCAUGGGGAUGGGUUGAUCAUCAACUCCCACCAGGAAUCUAAGAAAUACUACUUUGUCACCAUGGGAACAGACUGCCAAUUGACCAUACAAGCCAACAUGCUGCAAGACAGGGUACUGUUCCAUUUCCGCUUCUUCCUGGUUUACAGCCUUCUACGGGUGGCCCCCCUUAGCCCUUCACCCUUUUUCCCAGAGUCUGCCAGUAAACCCUCACUUUCUCGCCCUGCCUGGCCUGACCAGCAUGUGGAGUCAACUUCUAAGGAUGGCCAGGAAGACCCCUGCUAUGCCGGCUCUUACAUACAGUUCUAUGAUGGCCCUAAUAUGAACUCACCCCCCAUAGGGCUCCCACUUUGUGGAAAAAAAAGUCUACCACGACCUGUAAUUUCCACAGGAAAUUACCUGACUUUGAGACUGGUUACGAGGGGCACACAGCCCAGGGUUGAUUUUGUUGGAGACUUCACUUCUUUCAGAUUGGGUUCCAACCAAUCAGAAUGUGGUAAUGUACUUUACUUUAGCUGUUGGAAUGGGAAGUGCAUUCCAAUGAGUUUGGUUUGUGAUGACGACAAAGACAUUGACAACUGUGGAGACGGCAGUGAUUUAAGAAGUCAUCAUGAGGCUAAAUGCACAAGUCAUCAGUCUGUGAAACUGUCUCCACAGUUUACCCUUCCAACUUCAACUAUCCUCACAAAGAAUUGUGGCACACCUGAAAUCCCCAUGAACACCAACACAGUUGCAGACUCCCCUGUGCCCCCUUUGGCUUUGUAUGUGUUACUUGGGCUUAUGGUGGGGAUAGUGCUGCUUUGCUGGUGCUGCUGGUCCCCCGGUUGGUUCUUGUGGAGGGUGAGUGUUUGCCGCCUCCUGCCCUGCUGCAAUUCCUUUUGUGCAUCCUGCCAGCUCUGUGCCUGCAGCUGCUCUCCGAACAAGGAUCACCGCCUGUCCACAGUCUCACCUCAGAGCUCCCUGACUAAUGCUGCCACCAACAGCAUUAGUACUACAACUGUAACUGUGUAGCUUUUACACUGACUCAAAGACCAAACACAUUUAUCUGAGUCAUCUGCAUGUGUGUGCUUAGACCAGAAAAACCUGAUAUUAUUACCUAGCUACUUUUUCUGUUACCUUUUACUGUCAUCAUCUCAUCAUGUUUUAAUAUUGCAUUCUUUUAAACUUCUUAUUAUUUCUCUUAUUAUUAUUAUUUCUCUUAAUAUUAAUAAUUGUACAGUUUUGUGACUUUAAAGCAUAUUUCUAGUUUAGUCAUAACUGUUUUGUAGAAGUUCAAGUACAAAGUGUGUUAUUGUAUAACUGGGGAAGAAAUAAAAUUAAGGGACUUCUCUGUUUAUAGCAAUACACUCGUCUUGCUUCCUGAUGAUUUAUUUCUCCAUCUCAUCCAAAGUCUCCUUCAAUGAUAAUAAGAUGGGUACAACCUGCAGUAUGGCAACCUGAAAGGUCGGUCAUCUGUCAACCUAAUCCUGUGGCAGAACUCAUGCACACCAUGGUUACAGUGAUGCUAAGAAAAUACACCUUCAUAUUACUAUGUCGAAUCAAUUGACUUCUCUUCUCUCUGAGCCUUUAAAAGACAGUUGACACCGACGAGCCCUCGCUGCGACACGAUGCCUCCCCUCAGCUGUGCACCAGGCUGCGAC
Alosa alosa (allis shad) is the source of this 2132-nucleotide messenger RNA. RefSeq names its product low density lipoprotein receptor class A domain containing 2 (gene ldlrad2). The transcript is spliced from 6 exons. The record is from RefSeq and is a predicted model, not a curated record. Bases 361 to 1503 code for a protein of 380 amino acids. Lineage: Eukaryota; Metazoa; Chordata; Actinopteri; Clupeiformes; Clupeidae. Gene Ontology annotation, molecular function: protein binding.